This is a messenger RNA of Puntigrus tetrazona (Sumatra barb), 843 nucleotides long. RefSeq names its product C-C chemokine receptor type 8. Gene Ontology annotation, biological process: phospholipase C-activating G protein-coupled receptor signaling pathway; positive regulation of Rho protein signal transduction. Bases 1 to 843 code for a protein of 280 amino acids. Gene Ontology annotation, cellular component: membrane. Lineage: Eukaryota; Metazoa; Chordata; Actinopteri; Cypriniformes; Cyprinidae. Gene Ontology annotation, molecular function: G protein-coupled receptor activity. The record is from RefSeq and is a predicted model, not a curated record. The transcript has a single exon.
AUGACUAGCUCUGCGGUGAACUUCACCUCACCUGAAGCGUUUACAAAUUCUACGAUUAAUUCCUUUGGGCUAACGGACAAUCUGGAAAUGUGUGCCUUCUGUAUCACUUUCCUGUUUGGUUUUCCUCUACACUCCUAUAUCACAUGGCUUAUAAUCACAGGAGCUGGAAAUGGAGCUGCAUCAGAGUUCUUCAAUCUCAAUCUGUCAGUGUGUGAGAUUUGUAAUUGCCUCAAUUCUAUGCUUGGCAUAGUGUCACAUUUCUUUUCAAGUUUCAUAAUAGUAACAUACUUUUUACAAGGGCUAGGGUUCACCGGUCGUCCUCUGUUUCAUUGUCUGAUCUGUGUUGAGCGUUACCUGGCGGUGGUUCAUCCUGUAACCUUUCUGAAGUACAAACCUCUCAGAUACAGAGUGAUCUGCUGCGCUGCGAUCUGGACAAUCACUCUUGGCUCCUGUUUAUUCUGCAUCUUCAUUUUAUUCUCCUUUAGCAUGGUGCUGUAUGUAUGGUUUAUCUCAGUACAGUUCUUUCUCUUCUUCCUCAUUCAGUUGUUUUGUCUUGUGGCUGUUCUCAGAGCUCUGAAACAAUCAGGACCAGGAGAGAGAAAAAGAGAGGAGGAAAACCACAUGAAGAAAAGAGCAUUUUCUCUCAUUCUGUUAACAACAGUGAUCAUGAUCAUGCAAUAUACCCCAUUUACUGUGACAGGUUUCUAUGCCAUUCUAACUCAAAAUAACUUUUUGGACUUUUGGUGUCCUGCUUUCCUUUUUUAUGUACUGGCUGGUUUUGUUCAACCCAUUCUAUAUUUGAAACGGGCUAAAAAACUUUUCUGCCUCCAUUCAGCAUCAUAA